AUGGGUGAAUCCAGUGAUGAUAUAGACCAAAUGUUCAGCAAUUUGCUGGGAGAGAUGGAUCUUUUAACGAAGAGUUUAGGAGUUGACACUCUUCCUCCUCCUGACUCAAAACCUACCACAGCUGAAUUCAACUACACUGUGGGUUUUAAAGAUUUAAAUGAGUCCUUAAAUACCCUGGAGGACAAGGAUUUAGAUGCGCUCAUGGCUGAUCUGGUAGCAGACAUAAGUGAAGCUGAACAGAGGACAAUUCAAGCACAGAAAGCAUCUUUACAGAAUCAACCUCAUUUGGAAUCUCUCGAGGUACCCAGUAUCAGUGGUGCUGCCUCUGUGGGUUAUGAAGUAAAUUUUACUGCAACUAGUAUUAGCAACUAUGAAGAUGACUUACCACCUCCACCAGCUGAUCCCAUGCUAGACCUUCCACUUCCACCACCCCCUCCCGAGCCUCUGUCUCAGGAAGAACAAGAAGCCCAAGCCAAAGCUGAUAAAAUUAAGUUGGCACUGGAAAAACUGAAGGAGGCCAAGGUGAAGAAGCUCGUGGUCAAGGUGCACAUGAAUGAUAACAGCACCAAGUCAUUGAUGGUGGAUGAGAGGCAGUUGGCCCGAGAUGUUUUAGACAACCUUUUUGAGAAAACUCAUUGUGACUGCAAUGUAGAUUGGUGUCUUUAUGAAAUAUACCCCGAACUACAAAUUGAGAGGUUUUUUGAAGACCAUGAAAAUGUUGUUGAAAUCUUAUCAGACUGGACCAGAGACACAGAGAAUAAAGUACUGUUUUUGGAGAAAGAGGGAAAAUAUGCUGUAUUUAAAAACCCCCAGAAUUUUUACCUGGAUAACAAAGGAAAAAAAGAAGACAAGGAAACGAGUGAGAAAAUGAACGCCAAGAACAAGGAAUCCCUACUUGAGGAAAGUUUCUGUGGAACAUCUGUCAUUGUGCCAGAACUUGAAGGAGCUCUUUACUUGAAAGAAGAUGGAAAGAAAUCCUGGAAACGUCGUUAUUUUCUUUUACGGGCUUCUGGAAUUUAUUAUGUACCCAAAGGGAAAACUAAGACAUCUCGAGAUCUGGCAUGUUUUAUACAGUUUGAGAAUGUCAACAUUUACUAUGGAACUCAGUGUAAAAUGAAAUACAAAGCUCCCACUGACCACUGCUUUGUUCUAAAGCACCCCCAAAUUCAGAAGGAGUCCCAAUAUAUCAAGUAUCUCUGCUGUGAUGACGCAAGGACUCUGAACCAGUGGGUCACAGGGAUCAGGAUUGCAAAGUAUGGGAAGACUCUUUUCGAUAACUAUCAGCGGGCUGUGGCAAGAGCUGGACUUGCCUCUAGAUGGACAAACCUGGGGACUGUUAACCCAGCUACGCCAGCUGCACCAUCUACAGGACCUAAUAAACCCAGUACUGCGCAGCCCAACGGUCAGAUUCCCCAGGCUGCACAUUCUGUUAGUGCUGUUUUCGCCGAGGCCCAGAAACAGGUUGAAAUGACUAAGGAUAAUGGGCCAGCGCUUGGUAAUCACAACCCCAGAGCACCCAAAGCCAAUCACAUUCUCAAAGCCAGCAAGCCACCGCCCCCACCUGUGCGAAGAUCAUCAGAUGUCAACUGCAGCCCCACUUUGCCCUCCAAGGCCAGGAGCAGUGCCAGCGGUUUCCCAGCCCCACCGGAAGAGUUUCUGCCGCCGCCCCCGCCGCCGCCGCCCCUGGAGGAGGAGGACCUGCCACCGCCGCCCCAGGAUUUCCACGAAGCACCUCCAGACUUUGUGCCUCCCCCACCGCCUGAGAUGCCUGAGUGCACGGAGGCUUUACCGCCUCCUCCUCCGCCCCCACCCACCCUCACCCCUGAAUUCCGGCCGACACCACCCUCUGUUGCCAAAAGACCUCCCAAUCCCCCGAAAAGGCAAGACACCCCGGGCCCACCCAGUGGAGGAGCAAGUGGGGAGCAAGAUUUUAUGUCAGAUCUCAUGAAAGCUUUGCAAAAGAAAAGAGGCAACAUGUCUUAA
Molecule: messenger RNA, 1983 nt
Organism: Chrysochloris asiatica (Cape golden mole)
Lineage: Eukaryota; Metazoa; Chordata; Mammalia; Afrosoricida; Chrysochloridae
Gene: APBB1IP
Product: amyloid beta (A4) precursor protein-binding, family B, member 1 interacting protein
Exons: 13
Coding region: 1-1983 (660 amino acids)
Biological process (GO): signal transduction
Cellular component (GO): plasma membrane; cytosol
Source: RefSeq, a predicted model, not a curated record